Molecule: messenger RNA, 342 nt
Organism: Parnassius mnemosyne (clouded apollo)
Lineage: Eukaryota; Metazoa; Arthropoda; Insecta; Lepidoptera; Papilionidae
Source: the annotation of a GenBank genome assembly
AUGGCAAUCAUUGAUGCAAAAUACAGAUUCCUGUUAGUUGAUUUUGGAACAAAUGGAAGGGUUUCUAAUAGUGGAGUAUUCUUGAAUACGAAAUUUUAUGAAAAACUUGAAAGAAAGACGUUAAAUAUUCCUACAGCAGAAAUGUUGCCUAAUAGUCUACGAAUACUGCCGUAUGUAUUCGUAGCUGAUGACGCGUUUCCUCUAAGAAAGAACUUGAUGAAACCUUUUCAGCAAAAUGACUUAGUCAAUAGAAUUAAGAAGAUAUAUAAUUAUCGGACAUCACGAGCACACCGCAUAGUCGAAAACACAUUUGGUAUACUAGCAACGAGAUUUAGAAUUUAG